UAUUUUCGCCUCAACGUUGACCAUGCUAAUCAUCAUGGUGCUAUGCUCAGUGAAGAUGCUAGCCUGGGAGCGGGUGUUUGCGCGGGAGGAGUAUGGCAACGACCGUCGCGGAGAAUUCGCGUGCCGUGGACAUUUCGUGCCUCCUCGACCCCGCCUACACACGCGCGUACGUCGACCACCAGGGCGAUCUUGACGACCCCAGCUAUUGCAACUUCCCCGUCUUCCCCACCCCGACGCGUCGCAUACGUACCGACAACUCACACUGCCUAGCGGAAGCGGCGCGGUUCAAUGCUGCCUUCAUAGCCAGCCAUAUGCACGUCGGACGAACUCCAUGUUCGUCGGGACGCGUACUCGCACGAGCACUGCAGAGAGAGGCGGCGGCGACCGGGUGGAUACAUCCGCUUAACAGUGAACUGGCAGUAGUGGUUCAGCUAGCCGGGAGCCAGUUCGAGCUCGCCUGUGUGCAAGCGGCUUGCGGUGCGCUCCGGCGGUCAUGGGGGCUGCCCGAGUCGCAGUCGCAGUUGAGUGGGUGUGGCCGAGAGCAACGCGCUGGGCGCUAGCGCUCGGACCACUCACCAUCUACGCGGGCUCGUCCCGCACGACACCAUCAAUGUCGAGUGCGUCGUCGGCCGCGUUGAGCGUGUCAACCG
Molecule: messenger RNA, 650 nt
Organism: Fomitopsis serialis
Lineage: Eukaryota; Fungi; Basidiomycota; Agaricomycetes; Polyporales; Fomitopsidaceae
Exons: 4
Coding region: 93-560 (155 amino acids)
Source: RefSeq, a predicted model, not a curated record